UGUGGGUUAGUCAGAUAAGGCGUCUUGUGGAUAAAGUGUGCCCGACUGUUCCGACCCCGCCAAACCCAUGUCAUCCUCCUCGGGUGUCCAGCGGCAGCCCAUGCAGGCAUGGUACCUCUGCGCUGGCAGGAUGAAGCAGGGGGCAGCCCCCUGCCUGGGAGCCGUCAAUCCCGUCAGGGCUGCUCUGUCUGACGGUGAACAGCAGCAGGCAGGCUGGGGGCUCUGAAGAGGAACACUCCCCAAUCUCCCUGGCUCACUGUUUCCAGUUCGUUUCUGGGUUUGUGUUCCAGUUUCUGUCCUCCCUUGGUGUCUGGCUCUGCGUGACAGAUAGCAGCAGCCUGCCGUGAUGGGGUUCCUCUGAGCCCUCAGGAGAGUGCUUAAGGCUUGGAUGGUGGUGCUGCUCAUCGCAGACAAUGUGGCUGAUACUUCAGAGAAACCCGUCCUUGUCCCCUGUUCUCCAAGUGCCUGAGUUGGCUGCAGGCCGGGACCUUUGCCUCGUGCUCUGGGUUCUAAGCUUGGCCAUUGUACAGAUGGAUGGCCAGGUCUACUCCCCGACUGUCAACACGCACUAUGGGAAGUUACGAGGGGUCCGGGUUCCACUGCCUAGCGAGAUUCUGGGUCCUGUGGAUCAAUAUCUGGGGGUGCCUUAUGCAGCCCCUCCCACUGGGGAGAAGAGAUUCAUGCCCCCUGAGCCACCCUCCUCCUGGUCUGGAAUAAGGAAUGCUACCCACUUCUCACCAGUCUGCCCUCAGAACAUCCACAGUGCAGUCCCGGAAAUCAUGCUGCCCAUCUGGUUCACCUCCAAUCUGGAUAUAGUUGCCACGUACAUUCAGGAUCCCAAUGAGGAUUGCCUGUACCUCAACAUUUACAUUCCCACCGAGGAUGUAAAACGGAUUUCCAAGGAAUGCGCCCGAAAGCCCAACAAGAAAAUAUGUAGGAAAGGAGGAGCCAGCGCUAAGAAACAGGGCGAGGACUUAGCGGAUAAUGACGGGGAUGAAGAUGAAGACAUUCGCGACAGUGGGGCCAAGCCCGUGAUGGUUUAUAUCCAUGGUGGCUCCUACAUGGAGGGCACAGGGAACAUGAUUGAUGGCAGCAUCCUGGCCAGCUACGGCAACGUCAUCGUCAUCACCCUCAACUACCGCGUGGGUGUGCUAGGAUUCCUGAGCACCGGGGACCAGGCAGCCAAGGGGAACUAUGGGCUGCUGGAUCAAAUCCAGGCGCUGCGCUGGAUCAGUGAAAAUAUUGCCUUCUUCGGGGGGGACCCCCUGCGAAUCACUGUCUUUGGCUCCGGCAUCGGCGCCUCCUGUGUCAGUCUGCUCACUCUCUCCCACCACUCGGAAGGUCUCUUCCAAAGAGCCAUCAUCCAGAGCGGCUCUGCCCUCUCCAGCUGGGCAGUCAACUACCAGCCUGUGAAGUAUACCAGCCUGCUGGCCGACAAGGUGGGCUGCAACGUGCUGGACACUGUGGACAUGGUGGAUUGUCUGCGACAGAAGAGUGCCAAGGAGCUGGUGGAGCAAGAUAUCCAGCCAGCCCGCUACCACGUGGCCUUCGGGCCCGUCAUCGAUGGAGAUGUCAUCCCGGAUGACCCUGAGAUCCUGAUGGAGCAGGGCGAGUUCCUGAACUAUGACAUCAUGCUGGGGGUGAACCAGGGUGAGGGGCUGAAGUUUGUGGAGGGUGUGGUGGAUCCUGAGGAUGGUGUCUCAGGCAGUGACUUUGACUACUCUGUCUCCAACUUUGUGGAUAACCUGUAUGGCUACCCAGAGGGGAAGGACACUUUGCGGGAGACCAUCAAGUUCAUGUACACAGACUGGGCAGACAGGGACAACCCUGAGACACGCCGCAAAACCCUGGUGGCCCUGUUCACUGACCACCAGUGGGUGGAGCCGUCAGUGGUGACGGCUGACCUGCAUGCCCGCUACGGGUCCCCAACCUACUUCUACGCCUUCUACCAUCACUGCCAGAGCCUCAUGAAGCCCCCAUGGUCUGACGCGGCCCAUGGAGAUGAGGUGCCUUAUGUCUUCGGGAUCCCCAUGAUUGGCCCCACUGACCUCUUCCCUUGCAACUUCUCCAAAAAUGACGUCAUGCUCAGUGCCGUGGUGAUGACGUACUGGACCAACUUCGCCAAGACUGGGGACCCCAACAAGCCUGUCCCCCAGGACACCAAGUUCAUUCACACCAAGGCCAACCGUUUUGAGGAAGUGGCGUGGUCCAAGUACAACCCUCGCGACCAGCUGUACCUGCACAUUGGCCUGAAGCCAAGAGUGCGAGACCACUACCGAGCCACCAAGGUGGCCUUCUGGAAGCACCUGGUGCCCCACCUGUACAACCUGCACGACAUGUUCCACUACACCUCGACCACCACCAAAGUGCCACCACCAGACGCCACGCAGAACUCACACAUCACCCGCCGGCCCAACGGCAAAAUCUGGACUACCAAGCGUCCAGCCAUCUCCCCAGCUUACAACAGCGAGAACCCCAGGGAGAAGUGGAGCCCGGAGCAGGAGGCUGGGACACUGCUGAUCGAGAACCCCCGGGACUACUCCACCGAGCUGAGCGUCACCAUCGCUGUGGGCGCCUCCCUGCUCUUCCUCAACGUGCUGGCCUUCGCCGCACUCUACUACCGCAAGGACAAGCGCCGGCAGGACACACACCGCCAGCCCAGCCCCCAGCGCAGCGCCCCCAACGACAUUGGCCACACGCCUGAGGAGGAGAUCCCCUCCCUGCAGAUGAACCAGGCCCAUCACGAAUGCGAGUCAGGGCAGGUGCACGACGCCCUGCGGCUCACCUCCCUGCCCGACUACACGCUGACCCUCCGCCGCUCCCCAGACGACAUCCCUCUGAUGACCCCCAACACCAUCACCAUGAUCCCCAACUCCCUGGUGGGCCUGCAGACCCUGCACCCCUACAACACCUUUGCAUCAGGGUUCAACAGUACGGGGCUCCCGCACUCACACUCCACCACCAGGGUAUAGCUCCAGGGGCUGUGCCCACCCAUGCCCGCACACACCCACGCACACCGGGGACACAGGUUGGGGCUGCGGGAGCUGACGGAUGCAGACUGGGCAGCACACACAGAUGGACCCACCUGGCGGGGCAGGGCGGAGCAGAGCCCCAGGGCCGGCAGGACCCCUGGUGCGAGACAGAUGGGCUGCUCGCCCCUCCGGCUCGCUCUUUAUUUUGUUGUUCUUAUUUUGUAAAGUGCUUUGACUCUCCAUGUGCAGAGAGGGCUGACGCCAGGGCAGCAGGGCCCAGCCAGAGUGGUGCAGGAGAACGGACAGCAGAGCAGGUGCAGAGAGCGUCACGCAGCCCUGCAUGCUGCAUCCCACUGGAAACCCCCGUGCAGGACAGUGAGAAGGACUCGCCUGGGGAGGAGGUGAUGGCGCGCCUGCCCCCUGGCCUGUACAUGGCACUAGAGGACUCUGCACCCCUGGGGAGGUGGUGCCUCCCGGAGCCCUCUUCCCUACUGCCCAAGUACAUUGGGGACUGGCUAGGAGCUGUCCUUGGCAUUCUCUUUCCAUUGGACCUGUGGGGUUGAUUGAAAUUUGCCAUUCAAAGUGCCAUGGAAAAGGCUCCAGCACUCUAUCAAAUUGUGGUGUGAAGCAGCUGCCUUGGACCACUGGCACUGGUGGGUGGGCUCAGUGCCCGGGUUGUUGCUGGGUGGGUGGACUCAGUGCCCAGUCCGGCGCUGGGCAGGGGGGUUCGGUGCCUGGUCCAGCCCCGGGCAGGCGGGGGUUCAGUGCCUGGUCUGGCACUGGGCGGAGGAGCUCGGUGCCCAGUCUGG
Messenger RNA from Caretta caretta (loggerhead turtle), 3781 nucleotides. It is a transcript of the gene NLGN3, whose product is annotated as neuroligin 3. Gene Ontology annotation, cellular component: membrane. The record is from RefSeq and is a predicted model, not a curated record. Gene Ontology annotation, molecular function: neurexin family protein binding. Lineage: Eukaryota; Metazoa; Chordata; Testudines; Cheloniidae.